Acanthosepion pharaonis is the source of this 1299-nucleotide messenger RNA. NCBI's taxonomy places the organism in Eukaryota, Metazoa, Mollusca, Cephalopoda, Sepiida, Sepiidae. The record is from the annotation of a GenBank genome assembly.
AUGUCAGAUGAUGUGCUGUUCUGCGUUCACCGUAACUGCCCUGGAGUUGAAUGCGGUUUCACUGACUUCAUAUUCAACAGAGCGCUGGUGGCCCUAGAUGAUGUUUUCGAACUGGGAGGUGCCUCUUUACCAACUUACGGUUUACCAUCACAGCUCAGAGACGGUUUUGUCACUCCGCCCGGACUCCCACCUCAUAUUCUUCGGCUCAAAGUUGGUGCUCCGAUUAUUCUGAUCAGGAAUUUGCUCCCAACUAAACAGUGCAACGUGACUCGCCUCAUUAUUAAAUCCCUUUCUCCGAACCUGAUUGAGGCGACAAUUGCAACUGGCUGCGGCAAGGUUUUCUUCAUUCAUUCCUUUCACUUGUUAUUCUUACUUGAUUUCAAUAUUUCGUUCUUUCUCUUUCCCUUCGAAUUUUACCUACACAUUUUUAUUUUCGUUGCGAUCGUCCCUUUCUUUCUAUUCAAAAUUAUGCUUUCAUUCUUUUUCUUUCUUUCUUUCUUUCUUUCUUUCUUUCUUUCUUUCUUUCUUUCUUUCUUUCUUUGUUACAUUUUCGUUUUUUGCUUAGUUUUUUUUUCUUUCUAUCACUUAUCUUUCUUUUUUUUCCAUUUUCGUUCUUUUUCUUGGUUUUAUCCCUCUCUCUCUUUCUUUAUUUUUUCUUUGUUGCAUUUUCCUUUCUUUCUUUCUUUCUUUAUUUCUUUUUCCAUGUUACAUUUUCAUUCUUUUGCUUGGCUUUUUUCUUUGCCUUCGCUUUCUUUAUUCAGUGUUACAUUUUCGUUCUUUUGCUUAUCCUCCUUUCUUUCUUUCUUUCUUUCUUUCUUUCUUUCUUUCUUUUUCUUUCCAUGUUUCAUUUCAGUUCUUUCUUUCUUUUUUUUCUACCAUGUUACAUUUACGUUCUUUUACUUGCUUUCUUUCUUUCUUUUUUCUCUCUUUGCUUUUUUUUUUUUUUUUCAUUUCUAUUCUUUUACUUUGGCUUUCCAUCUUUCUGUCUUUCUUUCCGUUGGCAUUAUUUUACCCGUGUUAUAUUUCCGUUCUUUUGUACGGCUUUUUCUUUCUUCCUUUUUUUUUUGGCAAUCUGUGUUACAUUUUCGUUCUUUCAGUCCUUUUUUUACUUUCUUUCUCAUUCCAUAUUUCACUUUUUGUUCUUUUUUUUUCUUUCUUUUGUUUUUUUUUUCCUUGGUUUUCUCCUCCAUUUCUGACCCUCCACCCGAACUACCUCCCCACCAAUAUGUGCGCGUGCACGUGUCUCUAAUACUUAUCUCUCAUUUCUCCUCGUAUGGCUUCUGCUAUAUUUUCUUAUGA